AUGACGCUUGGCUCAGGAGGAUCAAGUGUUGUGGUCCCUCGAAAUUUCAGGUUGCUGGAGGAACUUGAACGUGGAGAAAAGGGUAUUGGAGAUGGCACUGUGAGCUAUGGAAUGGAUGAUGGAGAUGACAUUUACAUGCGUUCUUGGACUGGAACCAUUAUUGGUCCGCAUAAUUCCGUGCAUGAAGGUCGCAUUUAUCAGUUGAAGCUAUUCUGUGACAAAGAUUACCCAGAGAAGCCACCAAGUGUUCGUUUCCAUUCACGGAUCAACAUGACUUGCGUCAACCAUGAAACUGGAGUGGUGGAACCAAAAAAGUUUGGACUUCUGUCAAAUUGGCAGCGAGAAUACACCAUGGAAGACAUACUGACACAGCUGAAAAAAGAAAUGGCAGCCCCACAAAACCGUAAGUUGGUCCAGCCUCCUGAAGGUACCUAUUUCUAG
Molecule: messenger RNA, 441 nt
Organism: Ilex paraguariensis (yerba mate)
Lineage: Eukaryota; Viridiplantae; Streptophyta; Magnoliopsida; Aquifoliales; Aquifoliaceae
Source: the annotation of a GenBank genome assembly